CUGCUAUUUAUUUUUAUUUUCGCAAUUUGUUGAAUCGAAUUUGGUUUUACUGACACUAAUUAAGAAUAUCGUUCCCACUUUUAAAAUUAUAAGGUGCCUAUAUAUCCUUUCCACGGACAUUAUGGUGAUAUCUACAAAUAGGCAUAAUCUGUUUAAGUAAAGAAAAGUGAAUUUAAAAUGAUUCGACCCAUUAGACGCAGUCCGGUUUCGCAGAUUGUAUUGGAAGAAAUUGCAUUGGAGGGCUUAGAGGGCAUUACGCUAUCAUCACUUUGGGCUUACCUAGGUGUCGAUUUAGAAGUACCCCUACCUUUGCCAUCAGAUGUCUUAAAUCGCGUGUGGGAUUUCAUAAAGCGCAACACUCAUCAAUUAGAUUUUUAUGAAUUACCCUCUGAAAGACCAACAGUGCCGUUAGAAAGUCGGAUUUCAUACGUAGAUCCUGACUUUGGAGUGCCUCUUGCGCUGGAUCCGAAAAAAUUUCCACGCAAUACGUUUCUGCCCAUUGAGGAUGGUAAUAUACGCGGCUCUUGUGAAUUUUAUAAAGAGCGAAAACGAAUAGAAGCUACCGAAGUGAGCGAUUUAAAUGCGGAAACUGUAAUUGAGAGAUGGGGCAACCGCUUUGUUAUAGUUGCCUCACAAGAACUACGCUAUUGCGUUCUUACACCUAGGAAUAAACCUAUACCUCAAGACUUAACGGUAUUACAAUAUUGUUUUUGGGAAGCCAUUGGCCGCUCGCGUUAUAAUGGAGAAACAACGUCCGGAACGAACUCACUGUUUCAGUUGUGCAAAGAUUCAUCGGUGGUUUUCUAUAUCAAGAAUAAAUUGAUUAACCUUGGUUUGGUAGUACAACAAGCUUUUAAUGAAUUUCGCGAAGAUCGUCUCGCUGUUACAUCCUUACUUAAUUUGCCACAGUAUGUACCGGAUAUACCACGUAAUAUAAUAGCUAUUGUGGAACAAAUUUAUGAUAUGGUUAAAGAAUCACCCGAGAAUAAUGUUCCGGUGACGGAACUACGCAGCAAAAUGACAGAGUUUUCACGUAAAUCGACUUUUCGCCGUUUACUAUUAACACCUUAUUUUCGGCGAAUUUUCGAGGUGAAGAAGGUGUAUACCGGAAGGAAAAGUUGCAAGGGGAAUGAUGUUCAAGUCCUAGCGAUUACUUUAAAAGAUUGUGAAAUGCCCAUAGACCAGCUAAUUGAAAGUGUCAUAGAUGAGGAAAAAGAAGGAGGCAUCAGCCUAACUGACGCUUUUGUUAAUAAUAAACACGCUUUUACAGAUAUGCCACUUAAAGAAGAAUUUUAUCGUGCUGUUUUGCGGCAUGGUGCACGUGGUUGCAGUCAUACAGAGCUUGCCAACUAUCUCAGUGCAUCACACUGCGUGGUACGUCAGAUGGUCAAGGGAAUGAGUCGUGAUGGACUGAUAAUAUCGCAUGUUGUAGAUGAGGGCCGGCAACGAAUUCAUAGAUUCGUCGCGGUAGAAGUGAUAAUUGCAGAGAAGGCUGCCAAAGAGAAAGACGUUCCAGAGCCAGGAAUGGUAAAAUUCAUCGAUCUACCGCCUACACCCCAAGUUGAAGAGGCGUUCGCUGUCGAUUUUCCACAAAUCGAAACAUCUGUAGAAGAAUAUAAAUACAAUGACAAGCAAUUUCGCGUGACUUAUACAGCCCGCCAACAAUAUCGUCGUGAUUUUAUAAUUCGACAGCUAAACGAGCACAUAAUUAUACAAACGGUCAUUUUACGUAACAAGCUACAGGAAAGUGAACGAGAACGGGGGUUCACAGAUGAAAUAUGUUUUAAGUCGCUGCGACGAAUGUUUAUGGAACUUAAGAAAACUGACAAUUUAAAGGCGUACGAAGUUAACCUAAAAUAUAAAGGACACGUACGUACUUAUCGUUACGUGGCCCAUCCUGAAAUAGAUUCAAAUCACGUUUUGAUCCAGCGCGAAAUAAGGCGUUUGAAGAACAUACUUUUGGUGACGAGAGAACGGGAAGAGCAAAAAAAACAGAAUCGAUUACGCAUUUCUCGGCAGAUUACUCGAAAGACACAGAAAACUGUUCAAGUAAAGCCUGUAAUAACAGAAUCUCCAACGGAGCAUUUGCCUAAUAGUAAUAAUCUGCCUAAACCACCAAAAUUUCUUAUAUCGCGAUAUAUGCACGAGUUUCUGUUUUAUAUUGUGGUGGAGUUAAACGAGCAUCAACAGAUGCUUGAAAUAGACGAAGCUUUGCUGAAAAAUUGGAAAGAAUCUGAGCCAGCAUUGCAAAUUAACGAGUUUUUGAACGGCUUGCACUCGGGAACGGAAGUGCAACAUGCAUACACGCAACAGAUUAGUUGGCGUACCUUCAUAACACCUCUGCCGAACUAUGCAGAUAAGCCUGCGGGUUGGGUGUACUUUGUGGACGCUAUGGACCGGAUGCCACUCUCAAUUUUUGAUAAAAUAUUUCGUUUCCAACAAACAGAUGGCGAUAAACUCGGCGAAUAUUUGACACAUCCAGUACGUCAACACUACCUUAUACGUCAAUUGCCGGCAGAGCUGCAAAAUUUAAUUAAUCGCAUAUAUCUCCUGCGCAUUUGCACUUUGGUACUAAAAUUGUUGAAUCACAUGGGAUUAAUACAGGUUGGUGGAUCCGCAAAUUUCAAAGAGACGAUGAUGAUGUGGGUUUAUUUAAAUCGGCGUACGCAAAUCCUUGAUACCACACCAUCCGAGGCUAGCUAUGCUAAAGUAAAUGCAGCUCGGAAAUAUGACGAGUUAGAUUUUUAUUUUUCCACAUCCAAUGAUGUUACUCAAUACUGGAAUCAGCUUCAUCGUAUUUGUGUGUACACCAAACUCGGCCUGCGGAGUGCCAAAAAUGACGAAAAGUCGGCAAGUCGCAGGGAAUUGCAAUUUUUAAGUGCUGUAGGUUUCGACGAAGCUCCACAAUAUGAUAACGGUGAGGUGCCUGGUGACCGGGCAGGUGCCGCUGGUUUUGCCGCGCAUCUCUUUGCUCAUACCUUGCGCAGCUGGUCGUGGGUGUUGCGAACGAACACCAAACCGAAACAAAUACGCACCGGUCGUGCACCACUAUUACGUGCUACUAGUAGUAAACACUUGCGUCUUAUGGGUUUACGUAAAACCCGUUUACAUGCAGCGCAAAUCAAGCGGCUGCCUCAUUCGGCUGCAGUAAAACGCACCACAAAAAAGAAAUCGGCUUCCAUGCGCGACGCCAUCGAUCGAGAUGCUUUGAAAAAUAUGCGCACCUUACGAGCCUGCUGGAGCAAGGAUGAAGAUGAUUUGCUGAAACUAGCACGUGCUGUCUAUAUCUAUGUAGCAGCGCCGGUGCCCAUACUUGGGCUUAUGGUAGUUGGUAAGAUUUGCCGUGACGUUAUCAGGCAUAAUCUAGGUAUAUGCAAUAAAACAACCCAGGCAUGCCAUCGGCGUAUGCAGUAUAUCGUGAAGAAAGAACGCCACAUCCCCGAAGUCCCCACUUGGGUGCACAUGCUACAAACAAACGUUGAAAUUCAGCAGCGUUAUGGAGAGAAUUUCUUGCAACAACUGAAAAAUGUGUAUGCGGAGCGUGAGGAGUACGCUGGAGCGUUGACUAUACAUUUCAUACAAAUUUUCUAUUUCUUGUAUCAGCUGGUGCACAACAUUAAGGGCAAGGAAGCAUUUGCUGCUAUGAGACCGCGCUUUAUGAUACCCGAUGCUCUUGACGAAUUCAAUCGACUAUUUAUUAUGCGCGCUGCGGUCUCAGAAGAGAGAGCAAUGAAAUACAUAAAUCCAAGCAAUGAACAAGAAGCACUUACAAUGCUCGCUAUUGGGGUUCUGCACAGUUCGCUUUGUUCGGCGCUAGACAAGACCACAUACACGGCGCAAGCUUUUGAGAUUUUUAAAAAAUUCUCUGAAGAAAUAUUGCAAAGCGCCUUCAAUAUAGCGCGUAAUGGCGCACUCAUUGUGGCGAAUAAGCGCAAGAAUAUAGAAAUGCUGCCCAGCCAACUAACGAGUCCAGCCUAUUCGCUUUCGGCACAUUAUCAACGUCGUUUGAUCUCUUUACGUAUACCUUUUUACAUUUACGACUCGCUCUUUGGGUUCUUUGAAAAUGUGCUAGGUGUUUUGAUGAAGCCCAAGGAGGAGUUCAUCGAACAACCAUCGACUAGUAAAGGACAGUCGAUGGCAAAUGUUGUAGAGCUAAAGUCGCCGAAUGCGGGGCAACUCUUCUUCCUCACCGAAGGGCUGGCACGAAGCUUUUGGACUUGCAAUAUCAAAUUGCCAAUCAAUAUAUUGACCGUUGAUGCCGAACAAAGACAGACAUUAUCGUCGAUGGAUCGGAUACUUGAUCAUUAUCAUUGCAUUUUCGACAAUGCGCCCGAAACAGAGUACACGAAAAGUUUCGAAAGUGAAGCCAAUGAGAAACAGGUCCGCGUUAAAUUCCAACCAGCCAAUUUAAGCUACAAGAUCACAUACAACCCCUACGAUUUUAUAUCCAAGCUGCCCGUGCGCCACAUACACUUCUUCUGUGCACUCGAUCACCUCAACCACGAAGUAGAUAUCAAUUUUAGCCGUCUGAUGCACAAAGAUGAUGAACACGAUACACUCAGCAUCGAAUGCCCCUUCAACUGUGUGCUGAAACAUGCCAACUAUAUUAAUGCGAUUGAACGGAUAGUACAGGAAAAGAGAACGAUUUUAAGAGAGCUUACUGAAAUGCCACCACAGAAAGUAUUGAAUAUGGCCAUGAAUGGUUGUUCGGUGACUGUUGAAUCCUCCAAUUUACUAACGCUAGUGCGUAUGUUAGAGUCAUUUUGGCGUGAGAAGGAAACUCCAUAUGAACGCAAAGAUCUGGGACGUGUGUCGGCAAAUGUAAAGGUCAACAAAUCCAUCGACUGGCAUCAGUUGUGUUGUGAAAUAUUGGAGUUUAAUGUGGCGGAAGAAGAUAACGACAAAAAUGAUGAGUACGAGCCAACACUGAACAAGGAGGAGCGCUUUGCGCGCGCACAAGAUGUUUUUGUAGUGAAUCUGCCAACUCUGCAGUUAGACGUAGAUAAGAAUUUCCUUUUGUCCAGUAAAGAGACUGUGCUACAUGGUGAACUGUGUGUGCCCAAGCGCUUAGUGGAGGCUGAAAUUGAUCGUGACCUUAUCUUGAGAAAAAUUGUGGAUGAAUCGCAUUGGAAAUACACAGAUAAUACCUUCGAGAUACUUAAGCCCAAGCUAAAUAAACUGGACUUUAAUGCUAUGGAGCAACAACACGUUGAAGAUCUACUCAAAUAUAUAGAAAAGUGUAAAUUUGGUGUGCCUGUGACGGAUUUGAAGCGUGAAUUUCCUUAUGCCCAAUUUCUAUCGCGCGCUUUGCGUGUUCUCUCUGAGCAUUACCUCAUCAAACGUGUUGGCGUCUCUACAAUGCUAUACGUGCAUAAAGCUCACAUUCGUCCCUGGGUUGUGCACACAUUUCACCUUAAACGGCUGGAGCGUGAAAAAUUGGGGCCGGAUGGUACAGUGAAUCUUAAACACGUGGCAAACAGUGCCGGCGCCAGUGAAAACGCGAAUGUGGAGGAAGAAGGAAGCGAUGAAGCUGAAGAAGCCAGUUACGGUAAAAGAGCUAGGUUAUCUGAUGACCCCAGUGGAUCAGCAAAAGAUGAGAAGAUCAGCAAGCGUGUCUCAAAACCGGUCAAACGGUUUCAGAGCGACACUCCACAAGCAAAUACUAAUGAAAAAGACUGGAAAAGGGAUGUUAUUGUGAUGAAACCUCACCCAUGGAUACGUCUAAAUGGUACCAUUAAUCGGCGCGUUUUAGAUCGUUGGUUGGGAUCUGUUCUCACCGAAUGUGUUAGUCGUUCGGGCUGUAUGAUUUUUGAUAUAUGCUCAAAGUUCCCACAUUUGCCACCCGUGGAAAUAAUGUUUCUGCUGGAAAUAUUAUCUAGUCUGAAAUGUAUUCAUCUAACCGAAAUGCAGCCCGCCCCGGUGAAUCUUUUCUCUUCUUAUGAAAGCCUACAAGAGGCUAUUGUAACUGAGUUUUAUGAUCCAGAACAUACAUAUGUGAUUGCCCACGGAGACGCCAUGACACGCAUGUCUACUUUCAUUGGCCACAAAAAAUACAACACUCAAUUUUAUUAAAAUUUUAAUUAUUAAUAUUUCUUUUUUUUUUGUAUAAUUUUUACUUCAUCAAACACACCAAUGAUAGAAAUUAACGAAGCUUACAUAAAAUUGAUCCAAUAUUAAAUUAGCGUUUAGUCAAAAACAUAUUUUCGAUUUCUGCCCGCUCUUUUAUACAUUCGGCGGUGAGUACUUCCACGUUAUUGUCGCUGGUGAUUAGCACAUCAUCCUCUAUACGUAUGCCAAUGCCGCGAAAUUCUUUUGGCACAUCUUGACGAUCAUGUCCUAUAUAAAUUCCAGGUUCCACUGUGAACACCAUACCCGGUUGCAAUGGAAAUGUCCGUGGAAUUAGUGGUGUGUCAUGUACAUCCAUGCCAAGAUAGUGGGAUACAUGGUGGGGGCAGAAUUUAUAACCAGCCUAAAUACAAAAAUAUAUUUUAUUGAAGUUACUUAUGGAAUAUUUGAAAAUAAAAUACCCUGGCAUAGCUAAUAUCGUCAACGAUAUUCUUUGGAACUAUUCCGGCUUCUUGCAAAUAUUUUCCCAAUUUAAUGCACAUUGUAUCGAAAAGGUUGUCCAAAGUCUCUCCGCCAGGCUUUAACAGUGUAGCUAUAAGAAUCUUUAGUGAGUAUUUUUUGAAAACAGCCAUUAUUGUGUUUUACCUAUCAAUUCUUUUUGCAGUUGUAACACCACAUCGUACAGGAUUUUCUGAGCCGGUGUGAAGGUUCCAUCUAUGGGCCAUGUACGGGUAAUAUCACUCGUAUAACCACCAUAUUCACAACCAGCAUCCAUUAGCACGAGUUCACCACUUCUUGUCAACUGUGUAUUAUUAAUGUAAUGAAUUGUUGUCGCAUUGUUACCGCUCGCUACCACCGGCGGAUAUGCUAAAUAGCUGGCAUUUUUCAUACGGCACUUAUAGUCGACUGAAGCAAAUAAAUGAUGCUCAGAAAUCCCGGGUUUCGAUUCGGCUAUUACCUCAUUUAUUGCUCUUGACGCAAUUUGGCAUGUGCGACGCAUCAAAUCUUGCUCACUAGACGAUUUAUAGAGUCGGAGACUUUGUAUAUAGACAGCGGGAGAUUUAACCUCUGAUAUUUUAUCAGCUACCUGUUGUACCUCGCUGGUAAUGUUGGCUUGAUCUGAAGCAGGUGAAUCAUACCAAACAAGAGGCUUUUCACUUGUUACGUAUUUUUUUAGCACUUGUGAAAAUUGUUCUAUUGUAUAAGCUUCAUCCACGCCGAAAAAAUCGGGUGCAUUCUCAGCUCCUGUACGAGUGCCAUCCCACAAUUCGGCGUGCUUAUCUUUCGGCCUCAUAAAUAGUGUAGAUUUGACAUCUUCGUUCUCGUUGAUGGUCAUAACCAGCACAGAGUCCGGUUCCAGACAACCAGUUAAGUAAUAAAAGUCGGAGUUUUGACGAAAAACGUAAGGAAUUUUAUCGCUCAUGUACUUCUUAGACGAUGAUGGUACUAUAACCUUAAAAAAUGUUUUAAAUAAAGUAUAAUUUGCUAAUUUAAA
Molecule: messenger RNA, 7561 nt
Organism: Anastrepha ludens (Mexican fruit fly)
Lineage: Eukaryota; Metazoa; Arthropoda; Insecta; Diptera; Tephritidae
Product: general transcription factor 3C polypeptide 1
Exons: 13
Coding region: 178-6072 (1964 amino acids)
Biological process (GO): 5S class rRNA transcription by RNA polymerase III; transcription initiation at RNA polymerase III promoter
Cellular component (GO): transcription factor TFIIIC complex
Molecular function (GO): DNA binding
Source: RefSeq, a predicted model, not a curated record